CACCUCAGCAGCGGAGAUGGCGGAAGAAGCAGAGAAAGACAGCGCCUCGGCAGGUGGCUGUGGCGAUGGCAAGGCACAACUGUACCUGAAUCCCACGUUCCACAGCAUCACGAGGACCAACAUGUACCCCACACGCACAAUGCUGUACAUCAUUGGUUGUGACCAGGUGCGCAAGGAGUUCCGCGUGUUGGCGUUGGAUCGCAGCACGAAGGACCUUGCGAUUGUCGAUGAUGGCAAGGUGUACAAUGAAACCGAGAUACAGGCGAAGCUGCGCGAGUUAAACUUCCAUCAUCCAGGCCUCCUGGAACGAAAGGUGUCUGGGUUUGGUAUAUUUGGCGUUGUCCGCUUCUUGAGCGGGUAUUACAUCCUCGUCAUCACCAAGCGGCGAAAGGUGGCCAUGAUCGGCGGGCACAUCGUGUAUCGCAUCGAGGACAUGUUCAUGGCCGCCGUGUACAACACCAGCUUGAGCAACGCCACCAUUCCACCAGAUGAAAAGCGCUACACGAAGAUGUUCCAGAACGUUGACACGACGAGCAACUUUUAUUUUUCGUACACGUACGACCUCACACGCCCCCUCCAAUCCAACAUGUACAUCCCAAGCGAAGACGAAGCUGCCGGCCGCGUGGCAGCACGCCCUCGUCCCAUUCGCCCAAACACCAAGUUUGUCUGGAAUCAUUUCCUCACCACCCCGUAUGCCAACAAGGUUGAUCGCCGAUGGGUGAUUCACGCCAUGCACGGCUUCAUUGCUCAGAGCAACCUCAAUGUCUUUGGUCGCCCCAUCUUUGUCACCCUCAUCGCCCGCCGCUCGCGCUUCUACGCUGGCACACGCUACUUGAAACGCGGCACGGACGAGAAGGGCAACCCGGCCAACGACGUGGAGACGGAGCAGAUUGUGCACGAUGCGUCGACGCUGUGUCAUCGGUCCGGAAGGUUCACAAGUUUCCUGCAGGUUCGCGGAUCGGUGCCGCUCUAUUGGCAGCAGGAACAGAACAGCAUGAAGGCCAAGAGAGCCAUUUCCAUCGCCCGCAGUGACCCUUUCGCCUCCCUCGCAUCCAUGCACUUUGAACGCCUGCUGCACCGGUACGGGUCGCCCGUCAUUGCCUUCAAUCUCGUCAAACGGCUGGAGCGGAAACCCCGCGAAGCGCUGCUGUACGAAGGCAUGAAGGACGCCCUCGCAUACAUCAACCAGUUUCUUGGCGAGGAUGAGGCUGUGCGCCACUUUGCGUGGGACAUGGCGCGAUGCAAUAAGCGAAACGGCACAGUUCUCCAACACCUCGACAAGUUUGGAACAGCAUUCCUCGAGGAGAUUGGCAUCUUCCAUGCGGGCCCGCAGCUGUGGUGCACACGCGGCGACCCGCACAACACGAGCACUGGCGGCACCCUGGCAUAUGACAACCCAUACCGCCGCGUCAGGGGUCGCAAUCAGUGCGGUGUUGUGCGCGUGAACUGCGUCGAUUGUCUUGAUCGAACCAACACAGCCCAGUUCAUGAUUGGCCUCUGUGCGCUCAGACACCAGCUGUACGUGCUUGGUGUGAUCCCGGAGGUCAACUCGGCCUCCAUCCCCUUUGACUGCCUUGCAUGGCGUCUCCUGUGUGAGUUGUAUGAGGACCACGGCGACACCAUUGCUCUGCAGUACGGCGGGUCAAGUCUUGUCAACCGCAUUCAAUCUUACCGCAAGCGCCAGUGGACAACGCAUUCCAAGGACAUCCUCAACACUGUUGCCCGCUACUACAGUAACUCUUUCACAGACACUGACAAGCAGAUGGCCAUCAACCUGUUUCUGGGCAAGUACCGGCCAACCGCGAGCACCACUCCGCUGUGGCUGCUCGACAACGACAAGCUGCUGCACCGCCACGACGUCCUCAGCCCAACGCCGCCCUCGCGCCCGCCAUAUGACAAGUGGCACAUGCGCGUCACAGUGCCAACCAUUGAGCGCUUUCGUCAAUCAAAGUGUCAACAGCUGGACAGUGAAGCGAACAGCGGACAAGGCCACCUCCUCUCCCAACGCGCCAACGACAAGGACGACAAUGACCGUGUUGACGACGACAACGAUGACGCCGACAAUGAUGAUGUUCGCGGUGAUGGGCCACUGCCGCGUGCAGCGCAUGUUGACGUGUGCGCGUCUCUUCCUUCAUUGUCCGCCACCACUGCGGGUGGUGGUGCGUUUGCAGAUCAGCAGCAUCCACUGGCGCCGGUCAACGGGCAGGUGGUCAUGCCGGGUCAUCUUGGCCUCGGCAGUUCUGUUGACGAUGACAUCUUCGCCACGCCCCCAUCGUCGCCCCCACCCGAACGCAGUGACCAGCAGCAGCAGCAGCAGCAACAACAGCAUGUGGAGAUCGGAGCAUCAGGUGUCGUCUCGGAGCCGGGUACGCUGGUCCUGCGGCAGGGUGGGCGCCGGCGCAGCAGUGGGGCGGCGCCAGCGACGACGACGGUGAAGACGGCACUCGUGAGGACGCCAUCACGCCGCUCCAUCAAGACCCUGCGCGCCGUCUACCUCGAAGUCCGCAGACAAACCGUCCAGCUCAGCCGCGAGAAAGGCGACACCUCGUUUGCUGACCGCCGCUCCAUCGGCGAGGCGCCCGCCAUCACGGGUCUCGAGCGCUUUGACGAGGAGGUUCGCCAGCAGCUGCUCGCCUGGCACCGCACCACCCCAGAUGGCGAGGACUAUGUUGUUGCCGCCUACUACGUCGCCGCUCGCCACUUUGCGUACCAGGGCGCGCUGGGCGUGCCGCGGCUCACGCUUCCACGCAAGCCCGUGCGCACAGACCUGGGCCUGUUUGAGACAAUGUACUCGCCGACAGAGCUGACGAGCUUCGACCACGAGUACAUGCGGCUGAUGACGACAACCGCGCUGGUGGACGCGGACGGCACACGCACGAUGGGGCCGUUCCACAGCGCACAGCCGGAGUACACAUCGCUGGCGCUGCGGCCAGGCGAGAAGCGGGUGGCGGCGCAGGCCGUGCCCGUGGUCAGCAGGGACGAGGAGGACGAGGAGGACGAGGACGAGAUGGAGUUUAGCGGCAGCGACAGCGAUCUGGAGGUCACAGACACCAUUCCGCGCAUGCCAAUGCCGCCACCGGGUGUUGCUCUCCCACACCCGCUGACCGCAGCAGCAGGCAGCGGCGUCCUCGGCACCACCAACAACACCGUUGCCACCACCACCAACACCAGCAGCGCCAUCGCCACUGGCCCGUCUGCUGCGGCGAUGAUGUGGCGCCCGCGGCUGGCGCACCGCUCGUCGUCGUUUCGUCUGCGCAGCGAUCGCAACCUGCGCACAUCUGCAGGAACGUCGGCAGCAGCGCGCGUGUGUCGACGGACCGAUGAGGACCCGCACGCAUGGCGGCUCUCCUACGCGUUCUCAAAACCGAUAUCGUGGCAGGACGCCGUGCUGAUGCGCAAACACUCGCGACGCGUGGUGGACAUUGGCAGCUUGCUCGCGCGUGCACAGCCGUUGGCCGCACAAGGAGCAAGCGCGGGUGGCGGUGGUGAUUAUGGCGAUGGCGUCGGCGAUUGGCUGCACGCCACGUCGUCGAUGCCUGACGUCGCUGGACGCUGCGGGCGCCGCGUUGCCCUCGGCAGUCGGAGUUCCGUCCAACUCUUGGGCAGCGGCAAGCCAGCGAGCAGCAGUCAGCAGCAGAAGCAGCAGCAGCAAGUGCCGGCAGCAGCAACGACGACGACCACCACCAGCAGCGGUGGCAGUGGAGAUGGUCAGGGCAAUGGUGCCGCAGCGACUGGGGCCUCGGCAAUGAAGGACAGCCGCGCGCGUGCGUUGCGGCAAGCGGCGGUGACGCAGAGCCUUCCGCCCCAACGCCGACACAAGGAGAAGCAGCCCGCAAGCGUGUUGAGCCUGUUUUCCAUCAUGGAAGACAACGAAGAGACGCCAGAGGACGACACAAGCGCGGGGGCAACCGCUGACAUAGGCGCACGAAGCACGCAACCAAACACGUCAGCACGGGCCAGUGCAUCUGCCUCGAAACCUCCACCGUCAUCGUCAUCGUCGUCAUCGUCGGCGUCAGCAACCCGUGCACGCCGGUCACAACUGCAGCGGGGCCGAAGUGUUGAGGAGGACCAGAGCCGAACUGGCAGCACGUCUGGUCGAGAUGAUGGUGAUGGUGGUGAUGGCGGCCAUGGUGAUGGUGGCCGCGGUCACAACCACCACGCACAUGCGCGUGCUGAAAGGAGGGUCAUGUUUGCGCCAGACACAGUUGGGGGCGGUGGCAGUGGUGGCGGGAAGGCCCUGUCUGCCACGUCAACGCCCGUGCAUGCGCGACAGCAGGAGCGGCGGCGCCGAAACCGCAGCGAAACGCACGCCAGCGGGGACGUCUUUGCCCGCCACAACAGCACGACCGCGCGCGGCGAAGAGGGCGAUGUCGCCUUCACGCACGUGCUCCCGUCCACCUCCGCGCUGUACACGUGCAGCUCUGCCGAUAUUGCGUCACGCGCGCGCACGCGACCCUCUGACUCGCGUGUGUAUGAGGAGUGCGCGCGCGUGUCGGAGCAAGCGGGGCGCGCGCUUGGGCCUGUGCCGAGCGAGAGCCUGCGGUCGUACGCGGCGUAUCUGCGGGCGCACAGGGCCAUUCGCCCGACCAUCCAGGCUGAACUCUUUCAAUCAGCAUCACAGCACCAGCAGAGUGGCGGUGGUUAUGGCGGUAAUGAUGCUAGAUGACGCCAGAAUGAAGGCGCUGUGAGUUUCUGUGUGUCGAUGCGUGUGUGCGUGCGUGUGUGCGUGCGUGUGCGUGUGUUUGGCAAGCAUGGACAAGUGCCACAUUUUCUCUGCAUCGAAUUCACUUGAACGUGUUCAUUUUCGGUCAUCAUCAUCAUCAUCAUCAUCAUCAGGCAAGCGAGCAAGACAGACACCGUUUUGCUGGUGGUUGCAGCUCCUAAAACAGCAACGGCAAGCGACGUACAAAAAGCGAAUAGAACAAUCACAUACGCGCACGA
This is a messenger RNA of Salpingoeca rosetta, 4941 nucleotides long. RefSeq lists its product as uncharacterized. Gene Ontology annotation, biological process: phosphatidylinositol dephosphorylation. The transcript is spliced from 16 exons. The record is from RefSeq and is a predicted model, not a curated record. Bases 17 to 4666 code for a protein of 1549 amino acids. Lineage: Eukaryota; Choanoflagellata; Craspedida; Salpingoecidae. Gene Ontology annotation, molecular function: phosphatidylinositol-3,5-bisphosphate 5-phosphatase activity. Gene Ontology annotation, cellular component: intracellular membrane-bounded organelle.